This is a messenger RNA of Chara braunii, 3508 nucleotides long. Lineage: Eukaryota; Viridiplantae; Streptophyta; Charophyceae; Charales; Characeae. The record is from the annotation of a GenBank genome assembly.
AGAGUGUGUCACUGUUAUUGGAAGUGAUCUGUCGCGCUUUGAUUGGGGUGAGAGGCAAUCAGAGGCGAAAUGUCGAGUCGGAUGGUCCAACGUCUCCUCCAGCAACAGCAAAGGCAGCAGCAGCAGCAGCAGCAGCUGCAGCAGCAGAAGGAAAACGAGGAAGAAGAUGAUGAUACUUCAACAGCUUCUGACGACGAUGGAGGAGGAGAGAAAGCUAAGGCCCCUGCAAGGAACAUCUUCGACUUGUUAGGCGACGCGGAUCCCGAUCCAAAUGAAGCUUCCGAUCGGGAUGAUGACAGCAACACUGGAGGCAAUGGUGGCGGUAGGGAAACAACGGCGGCUAUGGCGCCGCAGUCGACGAAGGAGACGUGGGUCCACGACAAUGACGGAGGUUCCAGAGGCUCUGUGAAGCCUCACAAGGCGGGCCGAAAAAAGAAGGGAAAAGGUGGAACCUCGAUGAACGCCACUGUGUCUGCUCACACCCUGCGGCAAACGGCCAGGGAUAACGGCGGCGGCGGCGGGUCGGGAUCGGAGGCGGUUUCGGCGCCGAGCUCUUCGCAUUCAGCCGGUGGCGGCGGCGGCGGCGGAGGAGGAGGAGGAGGCGGUGGCGGCGGGAGGACGGCAACCUCGUGGCGAAGUGGGCGAAGUGGGAGAAGGGCUGCAGCGGCGGAAGAAGCUGAUGUCGAUCAGCUCCUAAGAGAGCUAAAUUUGGAAGAAGCGGGAAAGACAACAAGCGACAAGGAUUCUUCGUCGUCGUCGCUGCCGCCGCCGCCGGCGGCGGGAGCAGGGGCGAAAUCCGCAGCAGCUGCAUCUGCUGGAAAGAGUGUCGGCGGCGGCGGAUUGGGAUCGGGAUCGGCGGAAAUUGAGAAGGGUUUUCUGGCGGUGGAUUCGAGGUUCUUGCGAGCGGGCGACGAACUGCGUCGCAUCUUUGGGUCCAAGGUAAUCAACGCCGUUGACAGGGGCGGGGAAGGCGGCGGCGGCGGCGGCGGCGGUCUUUUGGCCGGACGGGCGCACGGCAGACACGGGGGAGGAAUGAUCGGUGCGCACGCAGGGGUGCGGAAAAAGGGCGCCGCCGGCGGGACAAGGCGCGCGUAUUACUUGGUUGUGCCGCGGGACCACUGGCCUCGUUGGGAUGGCGGCAUUUCAAUGGAAUUUGUCAAGAAGGAUGACGACGGCGACUGGUUUGUAUAUCAGUACUCCUCGACUUACAUGGAGGCGCAGAGGCAGUACCAGCGGUGUGUCGACUCCUUCGAUCCCAAUACCUUAGCCGAGCUAGUCCAACAGCAUCCCUAUCACGUGGAUUCACUGCUGGCGCUGGCGGAAAUGUACAAGCAGAUGGGAGAGAGGCAGGCAAGUGCAGAAUGCCUUGAGCGAUGUUUGUACGCAUUUGAAUGCGCCUGGCACCCCUGGUUCAACCCCUCUUCCGGUCGCUGCAGGCUUGAUUACGAUGCCAGCGACGCUAAUUGGUCUUUCUUUGGCGCGCUGUUCCGCCACAUGCAGCACGUGGGCCGACGGGGAUGUCACAGGACGGCCCUGGAGAUCUGCAAGCUGAUACUCGCGCUCGAUCGCAGGGAUCCUCUGGGCGCCCUCUUCUGCAUCGACUACUACGCGCUGAGGUCUGAGCAGUACGACUUCUUGGAGACUCUGUGUGAUCGAUGGGGUGGAGACCAGUCGCUGCCGCUCUUUCCUAAUUUCGCCUUCUCCUUAGCCCUCGCGCAGUUCAGAAAAGAGGAAACGAUGAUGGGCAAAUCGGGGCAGACGGGUCGUGAUGGUCGUGACAAACGGGUCCAGCAGGCGCAGGGAUCACAACGAAGAGCCGUGAGAGCUGAUAGGGUCAACGAGGUUGACGAUUUAUCUCACUCUCACGUGCCUGCUGUGCAAUCUCGCGGCGGCGGGGCGAAUUUUCCGUCGUCCUCUUCAUCAUCACCAUCGUCAUCAUCAAUCCUCGCUUCCUCUUUUUCAUCGAUGAUGAUAGCGGGAGGGUCGGCAGCUACUCAGGCAAGGAGGAAAUCAAUGGCUGCUGCAGUGGUACCCUCCCCCCCCCGACGACGGGGGAGCUCAGGAGGAGGAGGAGGAGAAGGAGGAGGAGGAGGAGGAGGAGGAGGAGGAGGAGGAGGAGAAGAUGUGAUGGAGUCCUCCUCCGCCGUUGGCGUAGAAGAAGUAUCCAGUGGUGGGUGCAACAGCCAUCCCUCGGCGGACGAGCUGCUGCAUCAAGCUUUGAUGCUUCAUCCCGCCAAUUUAAAGAGGCUUAUCGACCGCGUACCUAUAAAGGUGGAUGGGGAAUGGAAGAAUGUGUUGCAGUGCAAGCUGUUCUCGCAUCCGGAGAAGGAAAGUCCGUCGUUGGAACACGUCAGCCAAGUGUUUGUUGAAAGGCAGCAUCUUCUGUGGAGGCCGUUGGAGGUUCAGAACUGGCUCCGCGACGGAGCUAGGGUUGUGGCGCAGAUGGCUGAAGAGGAGAGAUCGGGGAGAGGAGCCGUGGAGAUCGCUAAUUGGGCUUGCGCAAGGAAGGAGGCAUUCCCAUCGACCAGCAACGAGUACCGCCACCUGCGUGUCUCCGAGUUCUCAGACACAGUGUCAACUAUUCCCGAGGAUGGUGAACAGAAUCAGGGAGCGGCAGGACUUCCGGCUGCGUUUGGACCGGCUGGUAUGAGAGUGGUGCAGAGAGGAGGACGAGGAGGACGAGGAGGAGGAGGAAGACGAGGAGCGGGGGCAGGAGGAAGAGGAGGAGGAGGAGGAGGAGGAGGAGAAGGAGAAGGAGGAGGAGGAGGAGGAGAAGGCUUGGCACUAAGGGAAAUGCUGGAUAGGGAGUUGGAGAGGCGAAAUGCGUUCGUCGUGUUCUUGGAAUCGUUGAUUCCAUGGGUUGACUACGGUGUUGAUCUGCAGGGUGCAGAUCCGCUUCAAAGGGAGGGAGAGGCGGGGAAUGGAGGAGGAAGAGGAAGAGGAGAUGCAGCAGCAGGUGGUGGUGGUGAUGGAAACCGUAACCACCCUAACAGAGGCAAUGCUGAUCAGGAUGACGAUGAAGAAGACGAAGAUGAUUCGGAUAUCGACGAAUUCAUUGACGUACUCGAUUGAUUGAGUGGUUGGACCUGUGGCCUCUGGUGGCCAUUCAUUCCUCUAUCCAUUGACGAACGAAUUCUUUCUGCUUCGGCACCAGGGUGUCCCCAUGUAUGUCCGGCUUUUGAAGUGCAAGGAAAAGAGGCCAGACAAGAGGAGGAGAGGGAAAGUGCCUUCUUUCUUUCUUCCUUCCUCUCCCUCCUUCCUUCCUUGUUUGCUUCCUUCCUUCCUUGGGCAUUGUCACGGUUUUCUGGCGCUCAACUCUGGCUGGAUUUUCGAGACAAGAGACCGACAGAGAGGGUGUGGCACCUCUUUUCAGCCAGAGCUCACAACUCAUCUUCCCUUGGGAAUUGUCACAAGACUGGCCUGGAGCUAAUCUUGUCUUGACCUGUAGUAGUUUGACCCUGAAUCCCCUAAUCCCUGAUUGUUGUGUAGAUAAAAGCUGCAACAAAGG